Molecule: messenger RNA, 1105 nt
Organism: Amaranthus tricolor (Joseph's coat)
Lineage: Eukaryota; Viridiplantae; Streptophyta; Magnoliopsida; Caryophyllales; Amaranthaceae
Product: probable calcium-binding protein CML15
Exons: 1
Coding region: 283-789 (168 amino acids)
Molecular function (GO): calcium ion binding; enzyme regulator activity
Source: RefSeq, a predicted model, not a curated record
GCCAAAAGCAUAAAAACACCAAAUCACACACAAUAAUAGGCAAACAAAUUAAAUUUAAAAUUAACAAUUAAUCAUUUAACAAAAUUACAAACCAACAAUUAUUCACCUCCACAAGACCACAACUCACAAAUUUCUAAAUACCCAAAAUUUCUCCACAAUAUAGCAAUCCAUUUUUCCUUAAAAAGAAAAAUUACUUCCUCAACCAUAUAACCCAGAAAAACGUCAAAUUCCAAAACCCCCAAAAACAAAAAUCAUCAAAAAAAACCCAGAAAAUUUGGAACAAUGCAAGCUAUCAAUCCUGAACAUCUGAAACAACUAAGACACAUAUUCGACCGAUUCGAUACGAAUUCCGAUGGGAGCAUAACCCAACUGGAGCUAGCCGCAUUGUUACGAUCUUUAGGGAUUAAACACACAGGGGAUGAAUUAUACGCAUUAUUAACAAAUUUGGAUUCAAAUGGUAAUGGUUACAUUGAGUUUGAUGAAUUAGCUGUUGCAUUAUUACCAGAUCUUAAAAAAGAUGAUGUUCUGGUUAAUCAAGAUCAGUUAUUAGAGGUUUUUCGAUCUUUUGAUCGUGAUGGUAAUGGGUUUAUAACAGCUGCUGAGUUGGCAGGAUCAAUGGCUAAGAUGGGUCAUCCUUUAUCAUACAAAGAAUUGGCUCUUAUGAUGACGGAAGCUGAUGUAAAUGGUGAUGGUGUUAUUAGUUUUAAUGAGUUUGCUUCUGUUAUGGGUAGAUCUGCUGUUGAAUUGUUUGGUUUAAAUAAUACUUAUACUAAUAAUGAUAUUUCAUAGUUGAAUUGUUUGGAUUUUGGAAGAAUUGAUCUAAGGUUGUCAUAGACAAGGUCGGAUCCAUGGCCCGUUAAUGUUGUUUAUGAACCGACUGCAUUCAACUUGUGUAUAAUAUUGUAUAACUAUAAAUGUUUUUAUAUGUGCUAGUUAACUUGGUAGGGGCUCGGCUAAGUGAUAACUUUAAAUAGUAAACUCAUUUUUAUAAUAUUAUUGAUAUUGUUUGAUUUUGUUCUAAAUCUGCCUCUCGUUGUAGCUGUUAUUGUCCUUCUUUGUUAGUAUAAGUUUAAAGGGUUUUGCGUUAACGAAACUUUUAAUACGU